Messenger RNA from Owenia fusiformis, 1215 nucleotides. The record is from the annotation of a GenBank genome assembly. NCBI's taxonomy places the organism in Eukaryota, Metazoa, Annelida, Polychaeta, Sabellida, Oweniidae.
UUUCUUAAACGUGUGCUUGAGCGUGAAAUUACGAGUUCUGGUUCAUGGUUUGCAUUUGUGCGUGUAACUUAACCUCUCUAAUGACCUAGAACGACGGAAAGGAGACACGUGAAAUAUAUUUAGUCCAGUUAUAGUAUUGCACACAUAAUCAACAAACAAUUCACUGUAACUCAGGAUCUGAAUGUUGAAGUCUUUUUUUUUAAAUAUAGUGAAGAGUUAAUUAUUUUCUAAACAUGAAGGAAUCAUCGGUGAAGAUCCUAGUCCGCGUGUUCACGUUAUUAUCUAUUCUACUAGUCAUCCUUCUAUUAUACCAUCAUGGUCAGACAUCGAGGAUCACUGAGGUGCAAGAGGUCAUCGGAUUGGAAGAUGUGCCCAUUCGCGAGGCGCCCGUCGAUGAAACUAUCAAUCCAUUCGAUACAUGGUGGAAAAACUACAGAAAGUCUGAUGAGUUUGGAGAUGUUUUUAAAUGGAAUCAUUAUUUUGAUAUCUAUCACAGACAUUUUGCAAGGUUCAGGAACAAGGAGAUGACUAUGCUGGAGAUAGGAGUGCGAAAUGGCGGCUCUUUGAAGAUGUGGCGAGAUUACUUCGGUCCUGGUCUACAAAUCUAUGGUCUAGAUAUUAAACCCAACACUAAACGAUUUGAAAAUAAAUUAGAGCGAGUCAAGAUCCUAAUUGGAGAUCAGGGAAAUGCAACAUUUUGGACUGAAGCACUGAAAACGUUGCCCAAGUUUGACAUUGUUAUUGAUGAUGGGGGGCACACAAUGAAACAAUUAAAGGUAACUUUUGACCAUCUGUAUGACCAUGUGAAACCAGAUGGUGGGAUAUAUCUCGUGGAAGAUCUUCAUACUGCUUACUGGAGAGGCUUCAAAGGAGGGUACAAAAGGCAAGGAACUUUUAUAGAAUACACUAAAGAUCUUAUUGACCAGCUGAAUGCAGAUCACAGUAAAGAUGAAAACCUAAAAGUGACAAAGUUUACAAGAAGCACACAAAGUAUGCAUGUGUAUGACAGUAUAGUCGUAUUUGAGAAGUCACCACACCCUAAAUAUUACCAAAUAAUGUCACAGUAAAUCACAAAAGAUGUCAGAAAUGUUGAGAGAGGGCUCAAGCUAGUCUAAUAUAAAAUCAUUUUUGAUCUUGCUUAUCUUACUUUUGACUGAUUCUCGGCAAUUACACAAUUAAACAUUAAAACAGCAAUUUUAAUGAUGUUAUACAAAU